Molecule: messenger RNA, 5310 nt
Organism: Schistocerca americana (American grasshopper)
Lineage: Eukaryota; Metazoa; Arthropoda; Insecta; Orthoptera; Acrididae
Gene: da
Product: transcription factor 12
Exons: 16
Coding region: 7-1875 (622 amino acids)
Biological process (GO): regulation of transcription by RNA polymerase II
Cellular component (GO): transcription regulator complex
Molecular function (GO): DNA-binding transcription factor activity, RNA polymerase II-specific; RNA polymerase II cis-regulatory region sequence-specific DNA binding; protein dimerization activity
Source: RefSeq, a predicted model, not a curated record
AUCAAGAUGGCGACCAGCGACGACGAGCCCAUGCACCUAUACGAAGUGUUUCAAAAUUGUUUUAAUAAGAUUGCAAAUAAACAACCCGAAAAGCCCGGUUUCCAGUCUCCUUAUGGCACGAUGGACAAUGGCAUGUCCUACGGGAACAGUUACGGCGGUACGGGCAGCGAACCGUUCGGACCCGACUCGCCGUAUUUUCCCUUCAGCAAUCCACCUCGUCGCCAGCCAUCAACAGGUCCCACGGUGAAACGGCGGAAAGAGUAUGGGUCGGAUGAAUUCGGCCAUGACUCCCCACGAUACACCUCACCGAAGGCAGGAGGGCUAUAUGGUGGAGAGCCAUACUACCUUGAUGGUGCAAGUGGUGGUACUGGUGAUCCAUGGACAGGUGGUGGUCAGCUGCAGACCGGCCACUACUCUGCAUACAGUUCUCCAGCUAUCCUGUCAGGAGCACCACCGUCUACACAUUUGUCACAGUCUACCUUUCCUCCACCGCCAAUCCAUCUUGCUCAUGAUGCAAUGGCUUACGGAGCCAUGUCGCCAGGUGGCGUUACGAGCUCUCAGCAAGAUAAUUCCCUCCUCGGUACUCAAUCUGCCACAAGUCUUCCACCAAUGUCAAGUUUUCGUGGUGGUGGAGGGCAAGGUCCAGGUCCAGGUGCUGGGACAACCCCCACCACAGCGGGCACCGCUGUGGGAGUUCCUACUUCAAGCCCUGCAACUGCUGCUCUCUAUGUUAGCCCACAGCCAACUACACCGGGGGACACACUUGGGAAAGCAUUGGCAUCAAUAUAUCCCACAGACCAAAGUGUGAGCAGUUACAGUUCAAAUCCCUCAACACCUGUUAGCUCACCUCCUCCACUGACAGGUGGUAGCGGUGGUCAGGCGUGGCCUCCAAGUAAUGCUGGUCCACACCCCAGCACUCCCACAUCACCGCAUUAUGCAGCAGAUCGCACUUUACAUAUGCAGGCUGCCCCUGAACAACAGAGGCUAGAUGCAGCAAUAGGUUUUCUUCGAGACCAUGCUGAGGGCACACGGAUGGAGGAGAGAUUAGAUGAUGCGAUUAAUGUACUUCGCAACCAUGCAGAGAGCCAAGCUUUGGGGCUGCAUGCUGUUGCAUCAUCUACAUUGCAGACACAUUCCAAUGGACUACUUAGUUCUUAUCAUCACACCCAGGCAGCUAUUGAGUCACAUCUGCCCAGUCCUCACCCAGGCACUCCAGGAUCAACAGUUGGUGCAACUCAGAGCUCGUAUCCUGGUCUUGCACCUACACCUGACACAGAUGGACCAAUUAAAAUAGAAAGGCUGUCUGGAGCAACAUCCAAAAAGCGCAAGGAACCUCCUGGAGCAAGCUCUGACACCAAACCUAGCAGCAGUGAAUUGGGAAGUAGCCAGACCAGUACAGGUCCUAAUACAGCUGUGCAAGCAAACUCAACUUCUGGCCAAAAGGGAUCCAAACGUUCAAGGAGAUAUUGUUCGAGUGCCGAUGAGGAAGAGGACCCUGAUACAAAAGCAGCUAGAGAAAAGGAGAGGAGACAAGCCAACAAUGCAAGGGAAAGGAUACGUAUCCGGGACAUAAAUGAAGCUCUUAAGGAGUUGGGACGGAUGUGCAUGACACAUCUGAAGACCGACAAACCACAGACAAAAUUGGGCAUCCUCAAUAUGGCAGUUGAAGUGAUAAUGAAUCUUGAGCAGCAAGUACGAGAACGAAAUCUGAAUCCCAAGGCUGCAUGUCUGAAAAGAAGAGAAGAAGAAAAGGCUGAGGAUGGUCCCAAGCUGUCGAGUCACCAUUUGGGUCAUCCCGGACCCCAUUUAACGCAGACGUCAUUCCCUACUAUGCCUGGCCCACCUCUACCACACAACCCAACCCAGCCGCAGUAGCAGAGGUGGAUGCUGAAGGGUUUGCACUAUGAUUUUGGUUGAAGCACAUCUCUUUCACAAGUUAUGAUAUGUGAAUUUUUUCUGAAGCUGUCAGAGUGAGAUGGUGCUCAGUCUUUGUGAAUUACGUGUGCAAACUGAAAAAGCUUCAUGUUUAGUUUAAUAAAUGUGAAGUAAUAUGUGCGCAACUAUCACAGAAAUAUACUGUAUUAACCUCCAUAUCAUUGGUUGGAAGACAGCUAAAAUCGUUUAUUGAACCUGAAAAAGAGUAGUAGUUUUUAAAAGACUUUGUGAUGGUCCUAAUUAAAGAAAAGAGAAGACUUUUGAAGACUUAAGACACUAUGAGCAGUAACCUGCAGUUGCAGAGCAGUGCUUUGCAUGCUUUAUUUUUUAAGAAAAGUGAUGGAUGACAUGCAUCUCUAUGUUUGUAUGUGUAUGUAAAGCAUACAGCCAAACAUCCUUUUGUGGAUGUAGGUACCCCGAGUGAAAGCAGUUAUAUUAAGGCCAGUAAGCAAGUCGUAGCAAGACCAGAACAUUUUCCAUCAGGCAUGUAACAUUUGUUAUGUACCAGUAAUUAUGACCAAACACAUGAGAUUUGUUUGCCUAUAUAUUUUUUUUAUUUUUUCCAUUACAUGAAUAAUUGCUGAUAUGCUAGUACUUGUUCAGUAUGAUGAACAUUCACAGUGCAACAUAGGGCCCAGACAGAUGUAGACAGCUUUGCCUUAUCGGUAAAUAUACAGUUGUAGACAUAGAGCAGAGCGUGAACAUGUGUGUGCUAAAAUUUUGUUACAUAUAAAAUACACUGAAGUAGUGAUAUUUAUGAAUUAAAUAGUUUUAUUCUUUUUGACUAAAUUAAAUAUUGUGCAUUACUUUUGCUAAAUAGUAUUAUUAUUAUUAUUAUUAUUAUUAUUAUUAUAUUACUAUUAUUAAUUAUUAUUAUUGUAUCAUCACUGUUAUCAUAGUAGAAGUGUCAACCUUUCUUUAUAUGAAUCGGAAGUUCACCAGAGUGUGUUGCUACAAAAUACAUAAUGCAACAAAUGUCUACUUCUCGGUGAUAGUAUUUCGUUUUAAAAUUUUGUUCUUAAAAGAUGUGGAAUUUGUACACUUUUGUGGGUAGUGCAGAAUUUUGGUAAUGUCAGCAUGUAUAGGAGAAGAAGUAGUACAGAGAUUACUCAUCAGAGUUGUGAUCAGAAACAGCCAGUCCUCAUCACUAGUGCCAUACUGUGGAAAACUUCCUGUGGAGUUACAUUGAAAGUAUUUUUAUGUAUAACUUCUGUACAGGAUAUGCUCGUUUUAUGAUGAUAUGCAAUUUCAUUUAUGGACUUGGGAGACUUAAUAUCCACCAUUUUUUUAAUUAUGUAAGUCAUUUAAUACUCAUAUUUUUUAUGAACUAAGAGUUUUAAAGCAGUGAUGAUGAUUACUUCUUUUUCUUCCUGUUUGUCUAUUCUUUCUUUCUUUCUUUCUUUUUUUGCGUAUCAGGACUGCUGUAUAAAUUGUGUCACUCAUCUAAUUUUUUAAUGAUUUUGAACUGUAGUACUUGUGAUUAGAUGAAUGAAUUUUACAGCAGUGCAACCUGUUUGCUGAAUGUUUGAGCAGUGGCCAUAUUUGCAGUGGAGAAGUUCAUUAGUUGCAGAGCACAGCAGGGGCAGAGACUUCAAAGUCUGUACCAAUGUUAUAAAACUGAAACAGAUCCUCACAAGUAAUGUCUGGAGCCAAAGGAACGUGGCAACUGAAGUACAUUCUUCUGUAAUGUGGGCUGUGGAUAUGCUGACCAUGUCCCUCCUAUAGUAGUGGCUAAAUUAAGUAAAUAAAUGUUUUAGUAGAGAGUAGAAAAGAGCCAGGAAGUAUGUGCCAUAUGUCCAGUGCCAGGGACAGUCUGAAUGAAAACUAAGUUGGAUUGUGGAUGCUAUACACGCUAGUCCAACGUAAGUGGUGACAAAGGCUGGAUGCUGGAUAAGACUUCCGAUUAUUGUUCCUAAAAUCAUGACCCUUUCAUUCAGAAUGUGUUAUGUGUUGUCUCUGCAUGUCAAGUAAAAUCUGCACAAUGAUAGAAAAUUAUUACGAUAUAUUUUUCUUAUCUUUUUUGGUUAAUUAGGCAACAAUGUAUAAAGAGAAAAUUGUAAAGUUGGACAUUUACUGUCAAAGCCAUUGGGAGUAGAUGGAAUACAGUGUAUGCUGGAGGAAUGUCAUAUGCCACAGAAUGCUUAAAAAGUUCAUAUAUAAUACAAAAAAUAGGAACUGAAUAUUAAAAAGCCACAUUCCUUAAAAGUGAAUAUGAAAAUAGAGGCUACAGAUCUGCUCAGCAACAGAUCUGCUCAGAAAGGAAUCUGAACCUUGAGCUUUGGGAAACAAACCCUCUUCCACAGGAAAAGGAAGUAAGUUUGAGACAUUGACUACAGUAUACAGAAGAUUCAUCCGCUCGAGGGUGAGGUACAAGGGUCGUAUAGUAACCGUAGGAAGACCAGAAAGAAUGCAGGUGAUAGCAAGAAGGUCCUCAUGGUUGUUGUUGAAAUUUGACUUGUUCUUACCUGUACAUAGUGUGUUAACUUAUUCAUGCCUUUGUCACAAUCUUACUUGUACAUCUUCAUUAUUUCAUCUGUGUACCUCAAAAGUAAAGAAGUUUCAUUUUCCAAAGCUCAAGAUUUGAUAAAGUAGAUAUGGGCAUUAGUAAGUAGAAGUUCUGUGAAGACUAUUUUUCUGUUGUAAUUGAAAUAACUGAGUUGCAUAUUGGGAUGGGACCCUUGUGUUUUUUAUUCUACAUAAUCAAUCUGAUAUGUAAUUUGGUUUUGGAAACCUGCAGAUUGGUAUGAAAUCAGAUCUCCAACAAUGAAAUCAGAUCUCCAACAUGUUCUUAACAUGUUUUGCAAGUUUUUCAUUUUUUAUUUUUGUAUUUAAUUGUUCCCUCUAUAAUUAGCUUCAUAUUGGGUGAUUAUGGCUCUUUAUUAUUUGUUUAUCGUAGAAUCUCUCUUCCAUAACUCACUGGCAACAGUUGAAAUUAGAAGCAAAACAUGCAGUAUGUCAGUGAUAUUUUGUUUACUCUUUCAAUAGCUAACACCAUGGCAGCACUGACAUAUGUAGCAAACUUCAACAGAAAGGUUGCUCAAGGUCUCUGAAAAGUCUCUUUCCACUCAGCCUAAAUGAGAGGAAUUGUUUCUCAUGUUACAGUAUCAUUUUCUUUAACUGAUUCCUGUCAUUCUUCUCAUUCAGGUUUCUCAUCACAACUGAAUCUGCACUCAUGCACCAUUUCUGGAGAUACAUUUGUUUAUUUUCCUAAAUUCGUGAUUCCAUCCAAGAGUUUCAAUAUCCUUUUCCUCAUUACAGUAACCGAGCGAGGUGGCGCAGUGGUUAGACACUGGACUCGCAUUCGGAAGGACGACGGUUCAAUCCCGCAUCCGGCCAUCCUGAUUUAGGUUUUCCGUGAUUUCCCUAAAUCAGUCC